AUCUACCGGUGUGGGAUUGAAGGAAGUCAGUAUAACCUCCUUGGUGGCAUCAAUGCUUUGACGUCACGAAACAAUCUGGUCUCUCCGCCAUCUUAGGAUUUUCAUGGUAGUUCAACGUUAGAAUCGUGGCUGUACGUUACUAGAGCAUCCGUUAAGAUUCGUGCAAGUGAACUACUUGAGUUGUGUGUGCAUUCCAGUUCUGAUGGCUGAAACGGAUAAAUUGAAUAUAGACAGCAUUAUAGCACGGCUAUUGGAAGUGCGUGGUGCUCGUCCUGGCAAGAAUGUACAGCUAACAGAAAGUGAAAUAAGAGGUCUGUGUUUAAAAUCACGAGAAAUAUUUCUUUCUCAACCAAUUUUGCUGGAGUUAGAAGCACCACUUAAGAUUUGCGGUGACAUCCAUGGUCAAUAUUAUGAUCUCCUGAGAUUAUUUGAAUAUGGUGGUUUCCCACCAGAAUCUAAUUACCUUUUCCUUGGGGAUUAUGUGGACAGAGGGAAGCAGUCUUUGGAAACAAUCUGCCUUUUACUGGCUUAUAAAAUUAAAUAUCCAGAAAACUUUUUCCUGUUAAGAGGAAAUCAUGAGUGUGCCAGUAUCAAUAGGAUAUAUGGAUUUUAUGAUGAAUGCAAGCGGCGGUAUAACAUUAAGCUGUGGAAAACAUUCACGGACUGUUUCAAUUGCCUACCUGUGGCUGCCAUUGUAGAUGAAAAAAUAUUCUGUUGUCAUGGUGGGCUCAGUCCUGAUCUCCAGAGCAUGGAACAGAUUCGUCGUAUAAUGCGGCCAACUGAUGUACCAGACCAAGGCCUCCUUUGUGAUUUGUUGUGGUCUGACCCUGAUAAGGACACAAUGGGCUGGGGUGAGAAUGACAGAGGUGUGUCCUUUACAUUUGGAGCGGAAGUAGUUGCAAAGUUUUUGCACAAGCAUGACUUUGACCUCAUUUGUAGAGCUCAUCAGGUUGUAGAAGACGGCUACGAAUUUUUUGCGAAACGACAGCUGGUCACACUUUUCUCAGCACCCAAUUACUGUGGUGAAUUUGACAAUGCAGGUGCAAUGAUGUCCGUUGAUGAAACACUCAUGUGCUCAUUCCAAAUAUUGAAGCCGGCUGAUAAGAGGAAGUUUGCUUAUGGAGGACUGAAUGCUGGAAGACCUGUUACACCACCUCGUGGAGCAACAACAAAGAACAAGAAAAAGUGAACGUGUCUGGGUUGAGCAACUGAGCUGCUUAAAUAUACUUAAUUUGAAUGCUGAAUUCACUGUAGCAGCUAGAACUACAGGAGUAUUGUGCAUUGUGGAGAGACUGCUGAAAAUAUAAAUGUUGUGUAAUAUUGUUGGGCCUGAAGUCCUGACUCAGACGUUGUCACAAAGCUGUUUACCAGUGGUACAACAUAUUUGUAGUUUUAUAAUUUUAUGCCAAACAUUCUUCAGUACUCAUUACAAGCAAAAUUUAAUACUAAGUUAAAUACGUGACAGCGUAUCAGUGCAAUUGCAGUUAUUUUAUCAAAAUCUGUUUACUGUGGAGCUACCUGUUCUGCAGUCAACUUUUUGUAACGCAGAGCUGUUAAAAGUGGAAUGAACUUACAAAUAUGUAAUAUUUGGAAUAUUGAAGCACUAUUAGAUAUAACAGUGUUUUUAUUUCUAACAUAUAAGUGAAAUUAUAUAGAUGCAAGUUUGUGUUGUAGCACAGUCUGAAGAGUAUUAGAAGGUACAUCAGUGAUGACUCAUUAUGAGUGACUAGUAGUGCUUAAUAUUAAACAAAAAACAUGAAUACCUUCACAUAUAAUCUGAACAUUGUAGUUAAGAUAUCCGAACCACCAAAACGUUUAAGUAGAAUUACAAAGGAAUGGAAAAGCUUCUCAUGACAAAAGUAUUCAUCCUUCUUGGCAGUGUUUGAGAGUACCAGUAGUGUUAGUUAAGUCUAUGCCACUUCUUUCAUACCUUGCCUCAUCUCUUGUAUUUUCCUCAGUUCUCACAGCAGAAUUUUAAUGGCCUGCUUGCAUGACAGUAGUAUUUAUGUAUAGUUUCUAAGCAUAAUUUCGCAAAGUACUUCAUAGAAUAAUGUCCUUCAUUUCACUGAGUGUAGGAGUUUUGAAACAUGAAAUGUAUCGUCCAUUAUGUUGUAAUUAAUCCUGUGACAGUAGCAAGUGGUCACAUUGUUUUGAAUUUGUUAUAAGAAUGUUUUGUGAUGAAGUGCAUAUUUUUUUCAGAGACCAGAUAUAUUUAAUGAUGUGGUCAACUUCCAUCCAUUUUUGGAUACUUAAAUGUACAUUACAAAAUUCAUAUUGUAUAUAAUUGUUGAUGGAUCUCCAGUUUAUCAUCUUGACUGUCUUUAUAAUGUCCCUUUAAUGAAUGUGGAGAGAGCAAAAAGAAACAAAACCUCAAUUUUAAAACAA
This is a messenger RNA of Schistocerca gregaria, 2385 nucleotides long. RefSeq names its product serine/threonine-protein phosphatase alpha-2 isoform. The transcript has 7 exons. Gene Ontology annotation, molecular function: protein serine/threonine phosphatase activity. The record is from RefSeq and is a predicted model, not a curated record. NCBI's taxonomy places the organism in Eukaryota, Metazoa, Arthropoda, Insecta, Orthoptera, Acrididae. The coding region runs from base 203 to 1189 and encodes 328 amino acids. Gene Ontology annotation, cellular component: cytoplasm; nucleus.